This is a messenger RNA of Pedinophyceae sp. YPF-701, 2427 nucleotides long. The record is from the annotation of a GenBank genome assembly. NCBI's taxonomy places the organism in Eukaryota, Viridiplantae, Chlorophyta, Pedinophyceae.
AUGGGCAAGGACAAGCGGGCCGACAAGGCACAGGGCCGCCCGCACAAGGGGCGCGCGGGCGCCGCACGGACGGAUGAGCGGUUCCGAGCGAUGCACACGGACCCGCGCUUCAAGCGCUUCCCGAAGCCCAAGGAGCAGAAGACGGAGAUCGACGAGCGCUUCAAAGAGAUGUUUGAGAACGAGGACUUUGAGAUCGGCAGCAAGCGCGACAAGAGGGGGCGGGUCGCGGCGGGCGGCAAGGGGAAGGAGGCGAAGAAGUACUACCGGCUCAAGGGAGACGACGACGAGGAGGCGGUCAGGAGCGCGAAGCUCGCCAGCGAGAGCGAGCGGAGCGACAGCGAGCCGCGGAGCGACGCCAGCACGGGCUCGGAGGACUCGGAGACGGCGCGGAGGUGGGCGCGGAUGCGGGGGCUGGGCCCGGAGGUGGCGUCGUCGUCCUCGGACGAGGAGGAGGACGCGCCGGCGCUCGACGAGGACCCCGCGGCGGCGCGCAUGCCCGAGUACGCGGCGGACGACGAGGAGGCGGGGCGGCGGUACGUGGAGAUGGUGGGCGGGGCGGAGACGUGGGGCGUGGGGGUGUACGCCAUCAACAAGGAGAUGGAGGAGGUGCCGCUGGUGGACGAGACGCGGCGGCUGGCGCUGGUGGACCUGGACUGGACGCGGCUGCGCGCGGUGGACCUCCUCGUGGCGCUGCGGUCGUUCCUCCCGCCCGGGGGGCGCUGCGACAGCGUCGUGGUGUACGUGUCGGACUACGGGCGGGAGCGCAUGGCGGAGGAGGUCGCGCGGGGGCCCAAGGGGGUGUUCAGGGACGCGGGGGGCGCGGCGGAGGGCGCGGACGAGGAGAAGGAGGGCGACGGAGAGCGCGGCGUGCCCGAGGACUCGUCGGACGAGGAGGCGGGCGAGGAGGAGGAGGCUGGCGAGGCGGGUGCGGUGAAGGACCCCGAGGUGCUGAACGAGCGGAUCCGCGCGUACGAGAAGUCGAAGAUGCGGUGGUACUACGGGAUCGCGACGUUCGACUCGGCGCGGUCGGCGGCGGCGGUGUACGCGGAGUGCGACGGGAUGGAGUUUGAGCUGACGGGCAACGUGUUCGACCUGCGGUACGUGGCGGACGAGCAGGACUUCGAGGGGCGCGAGGUGCGGGACGCGGCGACGUCGGUGCCCGCGGACUACGAGCCGCCCCACUUCCACUCGACGGCGCUCGGGAGCUCCAAGGUGCGGCUGACGUGGGACGAGGGCGACCACGAGCGCAAGAAGGUGCUCUCGCGGAAGCUGACGGGCGACCAGGUCAAGGAGGAGGAGUUCGCCGCGUACCUCGCGAGCGGGACGUCCGACGAGGACGAGGCCGACGAGCGGGACGACCCCGCCGCGCUCCGGGAGCGGUACCGCGCCAUGCUGCUGGGCAAGGGCGGCGGCGCGGGCGGCGGCGCGGGCGGCGGCGCGGGCGGCGGAGACGAGGCCGGGGGCGCGCAGGAGGAGCCCGGCGCGAUGACGGUGACCUUCGACAGCGGGCUGGAGACGCUCGGGCAGCGGCUGCGCGACAAGAAGAAGCGCGGGGAGGAGACGGUGUGGGACCAGUACCUGCGGAAGAAGAAGGAGGCGAAGGAGAAGAAGAAGCAGCUGCGGCGCGCGCGCGGGGACGACAGCGACGCGGACACCGACGGCGGGGGGUCGUCCGCGGAGGACGACGGCCUGGAGCCCGACGGGGACGCGUUCUUUGAGAAGGGCGAGGACGGGAGGGACGCGUUUGACGACGCGUUCUUCAACGAGGACGUGGACAUGGAGGCGGCGCUGGCGGCGGAGGGGCUGGACGGGCGAGGGGCCGCUGGGGAGAAGAAGAAGGGCAAGGGGGGGAAGAAGGCGGGGAGGGCGGCGGAGGGCGAGGAGGACAAGCGGCGGCGGGCGGAGCUGGAGAUGCUGAUGAUGGACGACGCGGAGCUGCGCGCGGGGGCGCGCGGGGGCGCGCGCGAGGACGCGGGGGGCGGGGACGCGCGCGGGAAGAAGGAGCGCAAGCGGCGGAAGAGCGCGAAGGAGCGGCGCGCAGAGGAGAUGUCGGACGACGACGACCUCGCGCGCGGCGGGGGCGCGUUCCAGCCGGACCUGGACGACCCGCGGUUCGCCGCGCUGUUCACGUCGCACGACUUCGCGGUGGACCCCACGGACCCGCGGUUCCGCCAGUCGGACGGCGCGAAGCGGGUGCUCAAGGAGACGAUGCGGCGGCGGGACCAGGCCGUGCGCGACGGGCGGAUCUCCACGGAGCGCAGCGGGCCCGCGGCGGCCGCGGCGCCGGCGACGGACGCGGGCGACAGGGCGCUCGAGACGGCGCAGCUGCGGGCGAUGGUCGCCAAGAUGAAGCGCCGCGCGGGGGGCGGCGGGGCGGAGGGCGGCGCGGAGAAGACGAAGAAGAGGAAGAAGAGCCGCGGCGUGUGA